This is a messenger RNA of Erinaceus europaeus (western European hedgehog), 861 nucleotides long. Its product is annotated as sideroflexin-5. NCBI's taxonomy places the organism in Eukaryota, Metazoa, Chordata, Mammalia, Eulipotyphla, Erinaceidae. The record is from RefSeq and is a predicted model, not a curated record. The transcript has 10 exons. Gene Ontology annotation, cellular component: mitochondrial inner membrane. Gene Ontology annotation, molecular function: monoatomic ion transmembrane transporter activity; citrate transmembrane transporter activity. Gene Ontology annotation, biological process: mitochondrial transmembrane transport; monoatomic ion transport; citrate transport. The annotation marks the transcript as partial.
AGCAGCUGUGGCGGGGGCCGAGGAGGGACAUUUUAAAAGGGCCGGAGAUUGCGGGCGUCAGUGGCCAUGGCGGAUACAGCGACUACAGCAUCGGCGGCGGCCGCUAGUGCCACUACCGCCUCUACCGAUGCACCUCCUUUCCAGCUGGGAAAACCUCGCUUCCAGCAGACAUCCUUCUAUGGCCGCUUCAGGCACUUCUUGGACAUUAUCGACCCUCGCACACUCUUUGUUACUGAGAUUCUCUGCUGUUGGAGCAGGCCUCCCCAGUGCCUGUGUUUCCAGUGUUUCCAGAUACUGUGCCCCCCGUCUAGUGCUCACAGAGAUCCUUGCAGUGACACUGUAAGGAAUGCCAGAGUUUUGGCUGGAAAGCCAGAGAGACGUCUCAGAGAGGCUGUGCAGUUGCUGGAGGACUACAAGCAUGGGACUCUGCGUCCUGGGGUCACUAACGAACAGCUCUGGAGUGCACAGAAAAUCAAGCAGGCGAUCCUACACCCAGACACCAAUGAGAAGAUCUUCAUGCCCUUUAGAAUGUCAGGUUACAUUCCUUUUGGGACACCAAUUGUAGUAGGUCUUCUCUUACCCAACCAGACUCUGGCGUCCACUGUCUUCUGGCAGUGGCUGAACCAGAGCCAUAAUGCUUGUGUCAACUAUGCAAACCGCAAUGCUACCAAGCCAUCACCUGCGUCCAAGUUCAUCCAGGGCUACCUGGGAGCUGUCAUCAGUGCCGUCUCCAUUGCUGUGAGUAACUCCUUCCUGUGUCUCUCUUCCUCCAGCUCUGGGACUAGGAGGAUGCCCCAUCGUGCAUCUUGGCGAGGCCUCUGGUGUCAGGGUGGGCAGAGGGGUGUGAGAGACAGAGGCUUC